GUCAGCUGAGAUAUUCUAUUGCGCACGAAAUGGCGCCAAAUGAGCAACCGAAAGCAAGUUCUACUGAAUCAACGGUCAAAUAUCUGGAAGUGUUAUUUAAUACGAUUAAUCAUGUUUUGAUCGGUUAUGUCACCAUAUAUCUAUCCUACGUGUCGUACAUGAAUGGAUUCGAGCAUUUAUUUACGUGGCACCUGUUUCUUUGUACAAUCGGUUACCAUUUCUUCAUGGCUGAGUCUUUCCUGACACUGUACUCCUCAAAUUCAUGGACGUCAUUAAAUACGGCUGGGACGAAACGACACCUGCAUUGGAUUCUGCAGGCCAUCGGAUUUGUAGCGAUAUUUGUUGGCACUGGAAUCGAGAUUUACGUUAAAGAGCAGAACAAACGCGCUCAUUUCAAAUCGGACCAUGCAAUAACAGGUCUGGUUUCAAUGGUAUUUAUUGUAUUAUCAUUGUUGAACGGAAUAGCGUCAUAUUUUGCGGUGAAGAUCAAGCACAUUAUCAGGCCCAUCUAUGUUAAACUUUGCCACUAUUUAACCGGCAUAGUGGCGUUUGUCAUUGGAAUGGUUUCAUUAGCGUUAGAAUAUUCACCGAGAAGAAUGCAAUCGGUCGAAAAUAAAAAUAUGCUGAUUUCCUUCACAACAAUCGUCAUUGCUCUUACUUUGAUUGGAGCCGUGAGGACAAUGUACGGCCAGUUCAAGGGGCUCUGUCGAUGAGCCGGAACUAUUACUCAUUAGGUAAUAAAUUUGUGAAUUAUUCUACUUUGUAUACAAUUUAUUGUGAAAAACAAACAAUGCGACAUUUUUUCCUGUUUCAUA
Topomyia yanbarensis is the source of this 815-nucleotide messenger RNA. RefSeq lists its product as uncharacterized. Lineage: Eukaryota; Metazoa; Arthropoda; Insecta; Diptera; Culicidae. The record is from RefSeq and is a predicted model, not a curated record. The coding region runs from base 30 to 713 and encodes 227 amino acids. Gene Ontology annotation, molecular function: transmembrane monodehydroascorbate reductase activity. The transcript is spliced from 4 exons.